AUGUAUGGGGUCACUCACCAGAAAAAAAUUAGUCUCUAAAUAAGAAGAAAGAGGUUAUGUUGUUGUUUACAGCUUACAUAUUUUUCACUUAUUUAUUUCAUUUGUAGUUCUAAUGUAUUUUAAUCAUUAAUUAAAAAAUAUGUUUUCCAUUUGCCGACAAAGUCAUCCAGCUACUGGAGUGGAACACGCAAUAUCCUGCUAUUUUUUUAAUAAAGUUGAAAAAUGUUUGGUAACAGCGGGAACGAAUAUACUAAAAGUUUAUAGACUGGUUCCAGAUGUGGACGCACGAUCCAGAUCAGAAAGAUAUUCUGAAUUUCAUCCGCCAAAAUCAAAAUUAGAAUGUAUGGCACAAUACACUCUAUUUGGAAAUAUUAUGUCUAUACAAAAUGUGUCUCUAGCGAGUUUUCAAAGAGAUGCACUUCUACUUGGUUUUUCGGAUGCAAAAUUAUCUGUCGUGGAAUAUGAUCCUGAAAAUCAUGAUUUGAGAACUUUAAGCUUACAUUAUUUUGAAGAGGAAGAUAUGAAAGAUGGUUGGACACACCAUCAUCAUGUUCCAUUAAUAAGAGUAGAUCCUGAAAAUAGAUGUGCUGUAAUGACUGUAUUUGGUAGAAAAUUAGUAGUCUUACCAUUCCGGCGUGAAACUUCCAUAGAUGAUAAUGAUGGAGAUGUUAAACCAAUGUCUUCUAACUCUAGUGUUGCCAAAGCACCAAUAUUAGCUUCUUAUAUGAUUGUAUUGAAAGAUUUCAUUGAAAAAAUUGAUAAUAUAAUUGAUAUACAAUUUCUUCACGGUUAUUAUGAGCCUACAUUACUGAUUUUAUACGAGCCUUUGAAAACUUUCUCUGGGCGAGUUGCUGUAAGAUCAGAUACUUGUGCAAUGUCUGCAAUUUCUUUAAACUUGCAGCAAAGGGUUCACCCCAUUAUAUGGAGUGUUGCUAAUUUACCAUUUGAUUGUGUCAAGGCUGUUCCCAUUAAAAGACCCAUUGGUGGAACCCUCAUUCUAGCUGUUAAUUCACUGAUAUAUUUGAAUCAGAGUAUUCCACCAUAUGGUGUAUCACUCAAUAGCAUAGCAGAAACAUCUUCAAAUUUCCCUCUAAAACCACAAGAAGAUUUGAAAAUAACAUUAGACUGUGUUCAAGUUGCUUUUUUGGAAGAAGACACUUUGGUUUUAUCUUUAAAAGGAGGGGAAUUAUAUGUUUUAACUCUUUUAGCUGAUAGUAUGAGAUAUAUUAGAAGCUUUCAUUUUGAAAAAGCUGCUGCCAGUGUCCUUACUACAUGUAUAUCUGUAUGUGAGAAUAAUUUUCUAUUCUUGGGCUCUCGAUUGGGCAAUUCUCUGUUAUUGAGAUUCACAGAACAGGCGAAUGAAGUAAUAACUUUAGAUGAUAAUGACGAACCGAGAGCAAAAAGAAAUCGUAAUGAGAGAGCUGACAAAAUGUUGGAUACUCUCACAGAUUGUAUGGCUAGUGAUGUUUUGGACAUCCGAGACCCUGAAGAGUUGGAAGUAUAUGGCACUCAAAAACAAGCUGGUAUCCAAAUAACGAGUUAUGUGUUUGAAGUAUGUGAUAGUUUACUAAAUAUAGGCCCUUGUGGAAAUAUUUCUAUUGGAGAACCAGCAUUUUUAAGUGAAGAAUUUAAUAAUAAUGUGGAUAUGAAUAUAGAGUUGGUAACUACAGCCGGAUAUGGAAAAAAUGGUGCACUCUGCGUAUUACAAAAAAACAUUCGGCCUCAGAUUGUCACUACUUUUACCUUACCGGGAUGUUCCAAUAUGUGGACAGUUAAAAGUGGCGACGAUCAGCAUGCAUUUUUAAUUUUGAGUCAAGAAGAUGGUACUAUGAUACUGCAAACAGGUCAAGAAAUUAACGAAAUUGAUAAUACUGGCUUUGCAACUAAUGGACCUACAGUAUACACUGGUAAUUUGGGGAAUAAUAAAUACAUAGUACAAGUCACUACAGUAUCUGUAAGGUUGUUACAAGGUGCUAAUCAGUUACAACAUGUACCUAUGGAUCUUGGUUCGCCUAUUGUACAUGUUUCUAGUGCCGACCCGUAUAUUUCACUAAUGACAGCUGAUGGACAAGUUAUUACCUUGAUGUUAAGGGAAACUAAAGGUACUGCGAAGCUGGUGGUUAGUAAAUCAACACUAUCAAACAAUCCUCCUGUAUCUACAAUAUGUAUGUACAAGGAUACAUCCGGGUUAUUCACAAGCAAAAUACCUGAAGAAUUUACUCAUAUACCAGCCCAUGUUAUUAAAGAACAUGAAACAAAACCAGAAGUGGAGAAUGAAGAUGAUCUGCUUUAUGGUGAAGGUGAUUUCAAGAUGCCUUCUUUAAGUGCUCCAGCUCCUAAACAGAAAGUAUACCAUAAUUGGUGGAAGAAAUAUUUAACACCAAAUAAAUCUACGUAUUGGUUAUUUGUUGUUAGAGAUAAUUCUAAUUUAGAAAUAUAUUCCAUACCAGACUUUAAGCUUAGUUUCUUUGUUACGAAUCUUUGCUUUGGGUAUAAGGUGUUGGUAGAUAGUUUGGAAUCAGUUAAUGCAUUCAGUACUCCAUCACCAAAUGAUAAUCAGUUCCAAGAACGGUAUCCUGUUAAAGAAUUAUUGAUGUUAGGCUUGGGAAACAAUGGUAUGAAACCAUUGUUAUUGAUUCGACUCCAGCGAGAUUUGUAUAUAUAUGAAGUAUAUAGAUUUCAUAGGGGAAAUCUUAAGCUGAGGUUCAAAAAAUUGAAACACAGCAUAUUUUACAGUCCCAACGUAGAUACUACAAUUGAAACUGAGAAUUCUGAUUAUUUCACUCUACAAGAAAAAAUUAUUAGAUUAAGAUAUUUUGAUAACAUUGCUGGUUAUAAUGGGGUCUUUAUCUGUGGUUCCAACCCUUAUUGGUUAUUCAUUACUGGAAGAGGUGAGUUAAGAACUCAUCCCAUGGUAAUUGAUGGAGAAAUUUUUAGUUUCGCUCCAUUUAAUAAUGUUAAUUGCCCCCAAGGUUUUCUAUAUUUCAACAAGAAGUCAGAGCUUAGAAUUGGAGUUUUACCAACCCAUUUGAGCUACGAUUCUCCAUGGCCAGUGAGAAAAGUACCCCUAAGGUGUACCCCUCAUUUUAUAUCAUAUCAUUUGGAAUCUAAGACUUAUUGUUUAGUAACAAGUGUUUCAGAACCUUCUAAUCAGUAUUAUAAGUUUAAUGGUGAAGAUAAGGAACUUUCUGUAGAAGAUAAAGGAGACAGGUUUCCGUAUCCAGCUCAGGAGCUAUUUAGCAUAUGCCUUUUUUCUCCAGUUUCCUGGGAUAUCAUUCCAAAUACAAAAUUAGAUCUAGAUGAAUGGGAACAUGUGAAUUGUUUGAAAAAUGUUGCUUUAGCUUACGAAGGUACCAGAUCCGGUCUUAAAGGAUACAUUGCAGUUGGAACAAAUUAUAAUUAUGGAGAAGAUAUUACAUCUAGAGGAAGGAUUCUAAUUUAUGAUAUUAUCGAAGUAGUACCAGAACCAGGUCAGCCAUUAACCAAAAAUAAAUUUAAGGAAAUUUAUGCUAAGGACCAAAAAGGACCUGUAACGGCUCUAUCUCAAGUAAAAGGUUUCCUUGUUUCAGCAGUGGGGCAGAAGAUAUACAUUUGGCAAUUAAAAGAUAACGAUUUAAUUGGAGUAGCUUUCAUUGAUACCCAAGUUUAUACACACCAGAUACUUACCAUAAAAAGUCUGCUUUUAGUUGGCGAUGUUUACAAAUCAAUAUCGUUACUACGUUUCCAAGAAGAAUAUAGAACUUUGUCUCUAGUAUCUAGGGAUUUUAAGCCUUCUGAAGUAUAUGCCAUAGAGUACAUGAUAGAUAAUUCAAGUUUAGGAUUCCUAGUUUCAGAUAGAGAAAAAAAUUUAGUAAUGUAUAUGUACCAACCAGAAGCAAGGGAAUCCUUAGGAGGUCAAAGGUUAUUGAGAAAAGCUGAUUUUCACCUAGGACAAGCAGUUAAUACAUUCUUUAAAAUUAGGUGCAAGUUAGGUGAAUUAGGAGAAGACAAAAAACAUUUUUCUGGAGCUGAUCGAAGGUUCAUUACAAUGUUUGCUACUUUGGAUGGUGGUUUGGGAUAUAUAAUGCCGGUACCAGAGAAAACGUAUCGUAGACUUCUCAUGUUACAGAAUGUACUGGUAUCUCAAGGAGCUCAUAUUGCUGGUUUAAACCCUAAAGCUUUCAGGACUUACAAAAGUUGGAGGAAACUGCAAUAUAAUCCUGCAAGAUCUGUAAUUGAUGGAGAUUUAGUCUGGAAUUUCCUUAAUUUGUCAAUUACUGAAAAAUUAGAGGUGUCUAAAAAGAUCGGUACUAAAGUCGAGGAAUUAGUGGAAGACCUUACGGAUAUACAUAAACUUACAAAUCAUUUUUAAUUUGUAGAAUUUGUACAUUACAUAUUUGAAGUUA
Molecule: messenger RNA, 4385 nt
Organism: Diorhabda sublineata
Lineage: Eukaryota; Metazoa; Arthropoda; Insecta; Coleoptera; Chrysomelidae
Gene: CPSF1
Product: cleavage and polyadenylation specificity factor subunit 1
Exons: 20
Coding region: 140-4351 (1403 amino acids)
Cellular component (GO): nucleus; mRNA cleavage and polyadenylation specificity factor complex
Molecular function (GO): nucleic acid binding; protein binding
Source: RefSeq, a predicted model, not a curated record